UUCUGGGAACGCGACAAAGAAUACAUUUUCUCUGCUCGGAACUUCCUUGACACGACGUUUCUUUCAAUUUAGUUAAGCAACCGCGUAAACUUGAGAAAAUCGGGAGAAAAUCCUUCAUUCAAGCGAGUUUCGGCUAUUUCUUUUUAACCCGAAGAGUCCGUAUCUUUCAAGAGAAGCUCGCACGUCACGCUAUCUCCUCAAGGACAUCCGCUUACGACUGAUCCGGAAAAUCACGCCUUACGCUUUGUAACAUCGUCCGGUGCAAAUCCGAUCGUAACAGGUGACAGUCGUGCUAAGUGUUUCUCUUGAUUUUUCAACUACUUCUACACCUCGUUCACAUUUUUGUAUAAUGGGUUCAGUUUCCAGUGUAAAGAAAGCCACGAUGCCAGCAACAAGGGAACUGAUCGAUCAAUUAAUUGCUUCGGAUACCGUAGUCAUAUUUUCCAAGACCCAUUGUCCUUACUGCAAAAUGGCCAAGGAAAUUUUUGGUAAGAUAAACAAAAAGUUUACGGCUAUCGAGUUGGAUGAAAGAGACGACGGAGACGAGAUCCAAAAUAUUCUUGGAGAAAUGACCGGAGCACGAACUGUUCCUAGAGUUUUCGUUAAAGGAAUUUGCUUAGGUGGCGGAUCCGACGUUAAAAGUUUGUACAAUAGUGGUGAACUAGAAAAAAAGUUUUAAAAAAACUGUUGCAUGUAAUCGAAUGCAUUCGUUACUUUUACAUGGGUAAAAAAAGUAUGUACAAAUUUUCUUUGCUUAUCAAACGAAUGGUUCAAGGUACUACCGAUUAUAUAAAAUGUGGCGGUACGUAUAGAAAUUAAAACUUCAAUCCCAAUUAUAAUACAUCGACGUCAUUAGCAACUCCGUUCUGUAAGAAUUUUAAAUUUUAUCUCUAAGAUAACGAUAUGAAUUUAAAUAAAUCCUUAAAAUCAUAA
Molecule: messenger RNA, 933 nt
Organism: Orussus abietinus
Lineage: Eukaryota; Metazoa; Arthropoda; Insecta; Hymenoptera; Orussidae
Product: glutaredoxin-C4-like
Exons: 3
Coding region: 350-679 (109 amino acids)
Biological process (GO): cellular response to oxidative stress
Cellular component (GO): cytoplasm
Molecular function (GO): glutathione disulfide oxidoreductase activity
Source: RefSeq, a predicted model, not a curated record